This is a messenger RNA of Hyalella azteca, 2326 nucleotides long. Its product is annotated as proteoglycan 4-like. NCBI's taxonomy places the organism in Eukaryota, Metazoa, Arthropoda, Malacostraca, Amphipoda, Hyalellidae. The record is from RefSeq and is a predicted model, not a curated record. The transcript has 6 exons. Gene Ontology annotation, cellular component: extracellular region. Gene Ontology annotation, molecular function: chitin binding. The coding region runs from base 1 to 2172 and encodes 723 amino acids.
AUGGAAGGCUCAGGCUUCCUGUACACGCAGCGCUCCAGAUGUCAAGGCGGACCGCUGCUAUGCGGGUGCGGCACGCUAACAAAUUUUGAAUUUGUAUACGCUGUUGUGACGAGCUCUCCUCUCUCCUACUUGUCGGACUCCUCUUACUACAUUCCCGGAAACUCUGUUGAGACUCCGGGGUCUUCGAUCGCUCAUCAGUACAUCUCCGGCAGCGUCAGGUUUGAUGACGACGAUCUAGCCAACCGAUACAUCGCCGUCCACGGUAACUUAAACCUCGACACCGAAGAGAAAAAAUCUACUCAUGAAGUGCAAGAUUCUCCAGGCGCUGAUGGUGAUGAAGUUCUCAGUGCAGAUUCGAGUCUAGAGGAUCAAGAACGUUACGGUUUGUUCUUUAUUGGAGAGGAGGAGAGUUUUGCAGGAUCAGAAGAGCACUCAGAACAGGUUCCAUUCUCAAAAUUCUACGUGCCACCUCGAGGCGACUACCGGGAGUCUGAGAACAGGGGAGCUGUUCUUCAAACGCUGCCUGAAGUCCAUCCGUCCUCGGUCUACUUCGACUCCCCUGUGUCCAUUUCAGAAACCGCUCCUGCCUACCAAACACCUUCUCGGCCGUCAUCCCGAUAUGGCUCGCCUAAAGUUAGCACUUCAGCGCCUGCGUACGCAGCUCCUUCCACUGAGCGUACAUACAGACCACCUACUACAGAGGCUUCACCCUCGACCACCGAAAGGACUUAUCAGCAGGUAACCACUGAAAGGUCGUAUCGCGCUCCCACUACCGAAAGGGCUCCCAGACCAACAACACCAACGCCGGUUUACACUCCCCCAACCCCAGAACGCAGCUACAAACCCCCAACCACUACUCAGGAACCACAACAAGUCGUGGUCACUAAGAGAAGAUACCGAACCUCAACUACGACAGAGCGAACAUAUCGUCCACCAGCCACCGAAAAAACUUACCGUCUCGUUAAGCCAUCAUUCAAAACAGAAGAAAUUCAAUCAACUCCUACAAAAAGCUACACGCCAAUCAGGAUUCGUAAUACCGCGACCUCAACACUAAAGCCGUACACGCCAAGGCGAAGCUCGACGUCUAGAACAAGCGCUCGAAUAACAACAACAACCGAGAAACCAUACAGCCUGUCAGCCCCAACCUACGAAGAAUCAACUGAGCGUAGUUACGGGAAACCAAAGCUAGUAUCAGUCAGAAAAUACACUGGGGCACCUCCGGUCACUUCGACCACGGAGAAAGUGGUCACAAAGAAAAGAAUAUCACAAGAGCCGAAAGGAUCAGUGAGGCCUAGGAAUAAAUACUCUUCCCCUUCUACUACAUCUGAAGCUAAUCCAGUUUACCUUGCCCCUGCCACUACAGAAAAAAUAUCUCAUUCGGUUUACUUCAAGCCUGCAUCUCAACUACAGCAAGAAGACGGAACUUUUGGUUCAAAAUUGACCGAACCAAACCGCAACGAAGAAAGAAAUUCGUACGCACUAUCACGACAACCUACCAUCGUGCCUACGUACUCUCCGCCUCAGAACUUCACAGUCAAGUCCGUCUCAGUCUCUUCGUCAUCAUCGUCAUCACAGCCAAGGAAACAAGGGUCUUUGUCUCGGUCUUCUUCCACGUACAAAGUUCCAUCUGCAAAAUCCGUACCCAAUGCGAAAAAACUUUCGUCCGUCACGCCAAGCCGACCCGACAGCAGAGCUGGGUCCAAGUAUGAGCCGCCUGUAUACAGAACAUCGAAUAAGGCCUACCAAGCUCCAUCAACCCCGUACCAAGAUCUCGGCCCCAGCCAAGCCGUUGCCGCUGCAGCCUCCCAACCUAACUUUGUCCGGGCUGGCAACAACAUCUACAUUCCUGAAGAGUACGACGAGAGUUCCAUACCUGGUGUAGCAGGAGUGGACUAUCCGGUGCACCAUCAGGUUCCAGAGACAGGCUUCCAGUGUCAGGCUCAACAACAUCCGGGACUUUACGCCGACACCGACGCUCGGUGCCAGGUGUUCCACAUCUGCCAAGAGUCCGGACAGCACGACUCGUUCCUCUGCCCCAACGGAACGGUGUUCAACCAACAAUACUUCGUAUGUGACUGGUGGUAUAACUUCUUGUGCGACAGCGCUGAACAAUAUUUUGGACUCAACGAGUUCAUUUACGAGCUGCCAGAAGAAAACUAUCGCAAAUCCUAAUGCAAUUUUAAGCUAGCUAUUGCAUACAUUUUUGAAAAUUUCCUUUGCCAUCUGCAGUGGUUCGAGUAAAUCUACCGACUUGGUCGAUUGUUAGGUGGAGUGGAGCCAUAAAUAAAAAAUGUGUGUAUUUAAAUAAGUAAUUAAAUUAUUUAUU